Messenger RNA from Leptosia nina, 732 nucleotides. NCBI's taxonomy places the organism in Eukaryota, Metazoa, Arthropoda, Insecta, Lepidoptera, Pieridae. The record is from the annotation of a GenBank genome assembly.
AUGCGCGGAGGAAAGUUCAAGGACACAAGGAGCCCAGUAGCAACAGCUGGAUCGAUAGAGGCUUCGAUAGAGCUCUCCGCAUCGCCAUGGCGACCUGCAGCCGUGACCUGGAAGGGGGGAGGGGUUGCAUCGAGCGGCCGGGCUGCAUCGAGCAGUUAUUUCGGUGCACCUCUAUCGUCGCAGUCGCUCUCCGCGUCUCGUAUCGCGCGCGCGUUCCACCACGGUGCCAGUUACCAGUACGCUCUGCUAUACGAGUAUAACGCUAAUCUCUAUCGGCCACAAGUGUUACCCACCUGUUGCGCGAGGCAGUACGGGGGUUCCAAUCGCGGUAUUGUAGUAAUUGUGAUUAAUUGUCUCAAACAGUGCGUAAGGUAUUAUAAAGGUGAGAUUAGGGCGUUCGAUAAACGGGUACAUCUGCUAGGAUGCAACUGUCGUUAUGCAAGGUCUGCUGAUAAUUUAAGAUGUGGAUGGUGCAGCUGGCAGUUGGCCAGGGAUGCAGCACUGAAGGUCGCGGGGGUUGCGACAACGGCCCCGUUGGCAGAACGUAUUUCAAGCCGGCUAGCUGCAGCGGCUUUGCGAAACGGUUAUGCAAGGCGCGCCGAUGCCAACUCGCGCGCCGUCCGCGCCGGAAGGAAAAGUGGAACGGCCCGCAGUGAGGCGGCCGCGCGCGCCGCUUCCACACGCCUCACGAGUGCCCAGUGUCGUGUCGUGUCGUGUCUGUGUCGCUUCUAG